AUGAUGAAAUGUAGUCGUAUUCUUCGCGACAAGUCGAUGUUCGCGGCGAAGCGGCGUGUCAUUGUGCCGAUUCACCCAACACCUAACUAUCCUGCGCAUUUCAUUAAGGCCUCCUUCACCACUGACCCGCUCAAGGAAAAACAGAAGGCACGCUUCUCUUCUGGCGGCGAGGCAAUGCGUGAAGUUCAGGACAUCCCGAAAAAUCUUGAGGGUGAGCGGUCCCGGCGCGAGCUCAUGGCACGUGGUGACACAGAGUUUGAGGCGUUAGUGGAGUUUAUUCAGGGUGCCUCAUACGACCAACUCAUCUCGGGUCGUCGCUUCAAGAAGGUGUAUGACAAACUCUCGGAGAACGACGAUAUGUUUGUUUGGCUUUGUCACACAGCUAUGUCGGUGCUAAACCCAGGUGACGUGCGUUCUCGCCUUGUGUACAACCAUUUGCGCACACUCGCGGAAGCCGUUGCGAGUGGGGAGAUGACGCAGCGCACCGCCUUCCGAUUCUACGAGUCGGCGGUGCGCAGCCCGGCGUACCGCGAGAUUGCGAAGCGGCAGCUUGAGGGCGGCGCGGCAACGCGGCUGGCGGGAAUCAGUGCUGCAGCCGAUGUGAUGCAGCGGAUGGGCCUCACGCGCCGCCCCAUGUCGUCUUACUUCGAGCUGUACCAACGCAUUGUGGAGCGGUCAGAGGCGAUGACGCCGUGGGGAUUUCCGCCGCUGUUCCAGUUUGAAGAGCGUCUGUCACUAGAGCCUCGGCUGAAGUUCUUUUCUCGCGCUUCGCAGCAAACUUUGGAACGGCGGCGCCGUGGCAACAUCAUGUCGCCGCACACCACACUCCAGGGCCGUCGCAUCUUCUGGAUCCCGCCAACUUGGAAUCGUGCCGGCCGCUUCCUUGGUCCGCACGUGACACUGUACCCUGGUAUGACACCGGAUUAG
This is a messenger RNA of Trypanosoma grayi, 927 nucleotides long. RefSeq lists its product as hypothetical. The transcript has a single exon. NCBI's taxonomy places the organism in Eukaryota, Euglenozoa, Kinetoplastea, Trypanosomatida, Trypanosomatidae. Bases 1 to 927 code for a protein of 308 amino acids. The record is from RefSeq and is a predicted model, not a curated record.